Messenger RNA from Brassica napus (rape), 738 nucleotides. RefSeq lists its product as uncharacterized. The coding region runs from base 91 to 552 and encodes 153 amino acids. The record is from RefSeq and is a predicted model, not a curated record. NCBI's taxonomy places the organism in Eukaryota, Viridiplantae, Streptophyta, Magnoliopsida, Brassicales, Brassicaceae. The transcript has 3 exons.
UAAUCUUUCUGGAGAAAACAAGACAAAGAGAUUCUGAUGAGAAAGAAAGAAAAAUUUUACAAAACAAAGACCGAACACAUUAGUUAAGUAAUGAUAAUACACUCUCCAUCUCCUAUCCAUCGCACGAGUUUCUCGAACAGUCGAAGUAGAUCUCAGUGUCAGAGCCGCUUGGUGACUAGAUCGGCCGCGGUUCGUAUAUCCACGGCGGCGUUUGGGGCCGUAGCUGCAGCGGUUAUGAUGGCCUCUGUGUCCACAGCUUACGCAGAGCUUCCUCCUCCGCCGCAAGACGGUGAAACGCUAUCAAACGUACCGCAGACGCUAUCAGGUGAAGACUGCAAGAAACAGAGGAUACAACGACCCAAAUCCAAGAACGCAGAGAAAUGCACUGUUAAAUGCGUCAACACUUGCAUUCGUGGUGGAGACGGAGAAGGACCGCUCAAUAUCAGAAGGCCAUUAGUGGUGUUCAAACAAGGGUUUCGUAGCCGUAAUUACUGCUUAGUGGAAUGUUCGGAUAUAUGCAACUUGAUCGGAGAUGGUGACUAUGGACCUUGAAACGUUUAUCAAUAAGAAGAAACUAUGGAUAAAGGACCUCAUGUACCUUCAUAUUAUUUAAAAUGGUAGAAACGUCUAUAACAAAAUUUGAGAGUGUCUUAAGCAAAAUAUAAUUUGAGAGUGUCUUGUUUCUUCAUGACGUGGUAGCUAACACACGUUGGCUAAUCAAAACCUUUUCCUCGUUGA